Messenger RNA from Dermacentor andersoni, 1629 nucleotides. RefSeq names its product inter-alpha-trypsin inhibitor-like. The record is from RefSeq and is a predicted model, not a curated record. Lineage: Eukaryota; Metazoa; Arthropoda; Arachnida; Ixodida; Ixodidae. Gene Ontology annotation, molecular function: serine-type endopeptidase inhibitor activity.
AUCCUAUCCACGGAUGGCUGGAUAAGCUGGAAUUGUUCGAGAGAAGUCGAAGCCGCGCUCUAGGCACGGUAUGACGGCUUCCGGCUCCGUGUGCUGCACUGGUAGGAACGAAACGGCACAUUGUCCGUCGGGCGAGUCGCGGCGAGCAGACGAUAUGUUUACGACCAGGGUGGUUUCGCACGCGGCACCGAUCCGCGCGAGGAGCAGUAACUCUGGAGCACGCCGAACAAAGGCAGCUUUAAGCGAGGCUCGAUCAGCUUGUACGGCGAUGCCGCUGCGUGGUUCGCACUGCUGCGGCGCUACGCUUUGGCUGACCGCUGUCGCCGCGCUUGUGACUGCAUGCGGCGCUCUCGAGCCCGAGUGUCUUCAGCCUCUGGAGCGAGGCUCGUGCGACCAUCUGCACGGCCGUUUCUUCUACAACGCCACCAGCCACCAGUGCCAGGAGUUCUUCUGGCUCGGGUGCGCCGAGAACGCGAACAACUUCGAGAACCGCGAGGACUGCGAGAAGGAGUGCCAGCACUCGGGAAUACCUCUGCCAAGACCUAAAGACGGGCCUGGCCGGCGCAACGCCAUCUGCUAUCGGCGCCCUCGACGAGGUAAUUGCAAGGCCAUCCACCGGCGCUGGUUCUUCAACUACCGCACCCUCAUGUGCGACCGCUUCCUCUGGGGAGGCUGCGAUACCAACGGCAACAACUUCCACACCCGGCGUGACUGCCGCGUGGCCUGUUCACUCGAUUCUCCGCUCACUGAAAACGACAGAUUAAACAGUGGCGUAUAGACUGCCAGUGCGGGGUUUUUUCAAGUUGAUCAAAUGAAACAAAUGACACAUACGCAACUCGCACCUAUGAACAAACUAAUGGGCUAAUGAAGCUGUAAUCGAGGCUCCAUCAUGGGUUCGCCUCGAUGUUCCCGCUGGUUGAGUCCAAUAGUGUGACUUGCUCAUUUAAUAACGCACUGGACAGCGUUAGGCCUACUGACAAAAAGGCUGACAUUAAAGUGCAGAUUUACGGAAAUUAUAAUUUAGAACAAUGCAGAGAAAUAGAAAAAUAAAUGUUAAUCAAGGCAGCUAUAUCGCGCAAACAGAAUCUGUACUUAUAGUGUUCAAUACUUUCGGCAAGAUCUGCCUUGAAACGUGUUCAUCUUAAAAGCAACACAAGUGGGAACUUUCAUAUUUGUGUUCGAAGAUCAGGAAGUGCAUACAUUAAACUACAUUUAUAUUCAUGCAGAAAAAUAUAGUAACAAAUGGAGGAAUUAAGUAAUCACGUCAGGGUAAUAGUUCCUGCCCUUACAUACUUUAGAAACCUUAUUUCAAGACUGCCAAAAAUUGCUAGAAAUGGAGCACUCAAGUUAAAAAUGCAGUCUUUUAGAAAACGGAUUCCACGCGCAGCUCGUGACGUGCCCGAGGUUACGCGUUUAAGCUUUCUCGCUCUAAUUGUUUCAACACACUAAGUUAUCUAUUAAGUUAGUGCAGUUACGUGGCUACUGAAAAUGGAAAGUUUGUAGCCAUACCGACUAUAAGUGACCUCAUAUCAGUUUUCAAAUCGCGCGAGAGGUCCUUCUAUUCCCCGCAGCCCAGAAAGUUUUUCAAUUUCUCGCUGCAAAACUGCAACUGAGCGCUUGAGAAGCGCA